AUGGCCUUGGGAGUUUCAGAAGAGGUGUUGUAUAUCUUCGUUCCAACGAUCGUAUAUUGGGCGUAUUCGGCUAUGUAUGCGAUGCUAGGCGACAUGGAGAAAUACAGGCUGCAUCCAAAAGGAGAUGAAAAUAAGAACGUAGUGUCAAAGACCACGGUCGUUAAGGGUGUUCUCAUGCAGCAAGCGUUGCAGAUUACUGCAUCCCUCCUCUUGAUCUUGUUCAUCGGCGACGCUUCCGGCAACAUCCGACCCCAACCUUCUCUCUUCAGGAUGUCAUGCCAGUUCCUUAUCGCAGCAGUAACACUCGACACUCAGCAGUACUUCAUGCACCGAUUCAUGCACUGCAACAAAUUCCUGAGCAGGUUCCACUCCGCUCACCACAACCUCAUCGUCCCCUACGCCUAUGGCGCCGUCUACGGGCAUCCCCUCGAGAGUCUCCUCCUCGAGAUCUCUGGCGGUGCCCUCGCCAUCUUGGUCUCCGGCAUGGCUCCUCGGACCGCCAUGUACUUCGCUUCUUUCGCUACGAUCAAGGCUGUGGACGACCACUGUGGGCUGAUGAUCCCCGGGAACCUCCUGCAGAGGUUGUUUAGGAAUAAUUGUGCUUAUCAUGACGUUCAUCAUCAGCUGUACGGAAACAAGUACAAUUUCUCGCAGCCUUUCUUUGUGGCUUGGGACAAGAUUAUGGGGACUUACAUGCCCUUUACUGUUGAGAAGAGGGAGGGAGGGGGAUUUGAGGUCACGCCCUUUGUGAAGCAGGCUUAA
Asparagus officinalis (garden asparagus) is the source of this 762-nucleotide messenger RNA. RefSeq names its product sphinganine C4-monooxygenase 2-like. The transcript has 2 exons. Lineage: Eukaryota; Viridiplantae; Streptophyta; Magnoliopsida; Asparagales; Asparagaceae. The record is from RefSeq and is a predicted model, not a curated record. Gene Ontology annotation, biological process: lipid biosynthetic process. Bases 1 to 762 code for a protein of 253 amino acids. Gene Ontology annotation, molecular function: iron ion binding; oxidoreductase activity.